This is a messenger RNA of Hydractinia symbiolongicarpus, 1970 nucleotides long. Its product is annotated as prolactin regulatory element-binding protein-like. Gene Ontology annotation, biological process: protein secretion. Gene Ontology annotation, molecular function: guanyl-nucleotide exchange factor activity; protein binding; GTPase activator activity. Gene Ontology annotation, cellular component: endoplasmic reticulum membrane. The record is from RefSeq and is a predicted model, not a curated record. The transcript is spliced from 10 exons. The coding region runs from base 74 to 1231 and encodes 385 amino acids. NCBI's taxonomy places the organism in Eukaryota, Metazoa, Cnidaria, Hydrozoa, Anthoathecata, Hydractiniidae.
CACACACACACACCCCUAGUACAGUAGUGUUCUAUUGGAUCUAUCGAUACAUGUUGUAUUUAGAUAGCAAAAAAUGACAACAUACAAUUUAGAUGAAACUAGCUUUCCUUUGUAUGGUAUUCAAGCUAUUAAUGCAAGUAUGUUUGUUGUUGCAGGUGGUGGUGGUUCAGCAAAAACAGGUGUAAAGAAUGCUGUACGCGUUUACAAACUUGUACAGAAUGGCAAAUCGUAUAAAGCAGACACUAUUUGCGAAGUUGAAACAGGUAGUCGAGCUGUGAUGAAUUUACAUUUAAGUCCUUCAAGAACUGUCCUGGCAAUUGGAAUGGACCACUUAUGUCAAUUUUAUAAUAUAAAAUGCAUUGAAGCUGAUGGGAAGGAAAGUUUAUCUUUAACAGCAACAAAAAGUGUAGAUACAGUUCCAGUAGCGAGAGGUGAUGAUGAUGGGGAAUAUCAAAAAUGUGUAAAAUUUACUCCUGAUCAAAAACAUGUUAUAACUGCUGCAAGUGAUGGGAGCUGUAAGAUAUUUAAAUAUCCUUCACUAGAGGAAAAAUUUCACAUUAAAAAAGCCCAUUCUGAUGAAAUUGAUGAAAUUGAUGUUCAUCCAAACUCCAAGCUUUUUGUCUCAGUUAGUAAAGAAUCGAGUGCUGGAUUGUGGAGGAUUUCAGAUGGCAAGAAGGAGCUAGAAUUACCCUUUUCAUUAGACAAAAAAGAUGAAGAUUUUUAUAGAUUUAGAAAUUGCAGGUUUGUUGAAAGCAAAGAUUCUGAUCGUGUUUACCUAUUUUCAACGAAUAUACCACGUAAAUACUCCAAAGGCAACCCAGUCAACUGUUUAGUGAAAUGGAACACAAAUAAAUGGAUACCUGAACAGACUGUAUUUAUCAAACACACGUUAUCUGCUUUGAAUGCUAGUGGUAAUGGAAGAUACGUAGGUGUUGGAACUGCAGACGGCUCAGUUUUAAUCUAUAUUUCGUGGAAUAUGAGGCAUCUGAAAACUAUUAGUGGCGUACAUGAUAUUUUUGUUACCGGGUUGUCGUUCAUACCUGAAAAUAAAGAGCUUUGUGAAAGCAUGAAAAUGGAUGCUGGAAUACUUAGUUGUUCGAUCGAUAAUAAAUGCCAAGUGACGUUAGUACGGAGCAGAAUGGAAUUUUCAUUCAGCGUGUUGUUCUUCUUUUUCGUGCUUGUUGUCAUGGUGAUUUUCAACUGGAUCACGUAUUUCGAUGUUGAAUUCUAAAGAUUUAUGGGAAAAUGUUUGACCUCCAGUACACCAUCUUCCGCCAUCUUGUGUAUUUAGCUCGCGCAACAACCGCCAAUGACUUUAUGGAAAAAACCUGUCACUUCUGAAGUUCUCGAAAGUUAUCUUACAAUUUUUCUCUGCAUGUCAACAUUUUUUAUUUAGCUUUUUUUUCAAGGAUACCAGUGAAGUCGCGUAACAAUCUGAAAAGGGGGCCUUUUGGUAACGAUUACCUUCAGUUUAAAUAAACUGAGGGUGCGAAUCGUCGUUUUUCUAGGAGAUACAAAUUCAUUUACUUUGUCAACAUUUUUUUAUCAACUUCUAAAAAACUUGAAAGGCGUAGUUAGCACAUCUUUCAAUGCUUUAGAUAAAAUUAUUCUUUUGAAUUUUUGUAAAUAUUAUAGGUUUAUAUUUAAGUGAGACGGGGAAUAAAAUGAAUUGUCAGUUAUGUUUCGUUAGCUUUGUUUUCUGUGAUGUCUCCCACUUUCAGUCAUAACAUAGAAGUUUUAUGCAAUGGCUGAUGCAAUUCUGUGCUCAUACAUGCUUUUUUAAAAGAAUAGUGUUUUUCGUUUCAACGUGAAUGUUCUUAACUUUUGGGCAAAAAUCAUCCUGAUGUAUUCAUAGUAUAUUCCUAGUACUGUUAAGAUUGAAAGAUCUAACUGAUGGAUUAAGUGCCCCUGUCGAAUAAACGCCCCGGAGUUAGGGAAAAUUUUGUAAAUAGGCGCCCCUGCUCUAAUAA